UUAGGAUUACAGUGCCACCUAGCUCUGGUAUAUACAAUAAAUACAGAUCAAGUAGGAAACGUUCAGUCGAUUUUGUAAGUUGUCAAUGCCAAAAUUGCAGCUUUAGUCUUCAAUGUUUAAAUGAUUAGUUAGAACAUAUGAUUAGUUAGUUUUUUUAAUAGUAUUUACAAGCUACAACCUGCGUACUGGGGUUUAGUCAAGAUACCUUAUCAGAUAUCAGUAGUGACUAGUGUAUGCAGAAAGUCGAAAAAUAAAUUUGUCGACACGAGCUGUCAUUUUUCUUUACUAAUCAACUAUCAUAGAGUAUCAUUAGCAUUUCACAUCAGUCUAUGAUUACGUAUUAUCUGUAACAGUCAAAUUCAAAUUUCAAAAUAAAGCUUGAAUGAUUUCCAUAAAUUCAAAUUUAAAAUCAGCCUUUUAAUCAGAUAUUAUAACAUUUUAAAGUCCUGUACAGCGUACAAUUCUAUCUCUUAUUAAUAUCAUAACAAGAUGUCAACACCAAAGCCAGAAAAGGAAUUACAUUUACCACUUUCAAGAGUAAAAACUAUCAUGAAAAGUUCACCUGAAGUAGAUGCUGUCGGCCCCGAACCUUUAUACUUAGUUACUAAAGUUACUGAAUUAUUUGUGAUUGAUUUAGCCAAGCGAGCAUUUAAGAAUAGUUCUAACAACUUGUUAGAAUACAAGCACAUAGCUGAUGUUGUACAAGAAGAUGACAGCUUAGAUUUUCUACGUGAGAUAAUACCAAGAAAAAUCACAGUUAAGCAAUUUAAAGAAAUGAUGGCCCGUAAAGCGGCUAAAGCAAACUCAGAUGAUUCAACUGAAGAGUCAAGCAGUGAAGAAAGUAGUGAUGAGAGUGAAGAAAGUCAGGAAGAAUAAUACUUUAUUUUCCUAUAAUGUGAAAUGAAGUAUGGGACCAAUCACGAUUGUUACUAUGAUAGCAAUAUAAUUUGGUGUUAAUUAUAACACUGCUGUCUUG
This is a messenger RNA of Pieris napi, 976 nucleotides long. RefSeq names its product chromatin accessibility complex 16kD protein (gene Chrac-16). The record is from RefSeq and is a predicted model, not a curated record. Gene Ontology annotation, molecular function: protein heterodimerization activity. NCBI's taxonomy places the organism in Eukaryota, Metazoa, Arthropoda, Insecta, Lepidoptera, Pieridae. The coding region runs from base 490 to 876 and encodes 128 amino acids. Gene Ontology annotation, cellular component: CHRAC; nucleus. The transcript is spliced from 2 exons.